CCCAAGUAUAUAAUGUUGGGUCAAGUGUAAGUUGAAAGAUAGUCAGCAGCAACAUACCCCAUAGCCAACAUGUCUGCCAGGAGGAUAAUGGCGGCUGUGGCAGCUAUAAUGGCGGUGACAUGGGCGGCUGGCGGGGUGUGGGUGGCAGCGGAGGGGGAGGCUGAGAGAUUUUUCCUCAGGCCUCCCUCCUUGUUGUCCAAUCUCCAGGCACAGAUGAAACCUUUACUGACCGCCCACAUGAACUUCGGCCCAGAGCCCAGAACAGACACAAGGACGGAAGUGACGUGUGGGGAGGAGUCAGUUGCCAGAGUGACGGUCUGGCAGAACACCCACUACCCCCAGGGUGAAGGUUACCUGCCUGGCCUCUGUACCCUCACCCUCAACCCCCAGCAGGAUACUUGUGCCCUCAGGAUUAACUUUGACGACCUGACGUUCAACAGCACCUCCGACACCUCGUAUGGUCACCACGGCUGUGCCCACAACAGUCCCUCCUUCAAGAUGUCUUAUGAUCACUGCGUCUCACCCGUCUUGUGUACUGACCUCACGGGCUAUGAAGGUAUCCUGGAGGUGGUGUCCCCGGGUAAGAAGAUGCCUCUGGUUCUCCUGCUGGAGCUGGACCCAAAACGUGAAUUCAAGUUCCGUCUCACUAUCACUACCGUCUCUUGUGAUGACGUCAAGCCGUAUAAGUCUCCCAGUAUCUGUGGCAUCAAGAACGACAUGACCAACCCCCCCACCACCACCACCCACUCUGACCUCAGCUACGACCACCGUUUUGCCUCAGUCAAAGCGUUUGCAGCUGACCAAAACGAGACACUAUUGGCUAGGAGUAUAUCUGUCCACGCUGGCCAACACCGUGAACCCAGAGGCCGCAAGAGACCGAAUAAGUUAGAUAUUGCGCGUAGGAGGUCCGUCGUCAAGAAGUUAAGAAAUAAAAGCGACAUUCUUUCUCAGUCACUAGCUUCGGGCAUUGAGACAGGGCUGGUGAGGGUGUCCUCGGCGGGGCGACAACAGCACCGACUACAGGGCAUGGAACCAGACAUAGGAGAGUGGCCUUGGAUGGUGGUGAUCGAGAGGAGGAAGGUGACACCCAACCCAAUGAUGUACAUGAAAGAGGAGGAACAGAAGGAGUUGAAGCCCUGUACCGGGGUGUUGGUGGACCGCAGUCACGUCCUUACAUCAGCUACCUGUUUUAUAGAUCCUUACAGAGAUGUGUCGGUAAGGGUGGCAGGUCUAAGGGUGCUGGUGGGUGAUCAUGACUACAACAGAGAGGAUGAGACAGUCCACCUACCCAUUGACGUCUCUAAAGUCACCUUCCCUCUCACCUUUGACCACAAAUCUUCGAGUCAUAAUCUGGCCGUGCUGACCCUCGCCACCCCUGUCCACUACACUAUAAAUAUCCGACCUAUUUGUCUACCUGUGCAUUAUAACUCCUUCCCGAGGCAAGAUGGCGUGGUGUCAGGGUGGAGCAGUGAGCCUAGUGACUACGGCAACAGUCACCAGUCCUCCCUUAUGGUGGCUGAUGUAGAGGUGCUGAGUGACAUUGAGUGUUGGGAGGCCCUCGCUACCCUACCCUUCCCCAGCGACUACCUCAGGAGCAAGUUUGACGAGAGGAACUUCAUGUGUGCAACCAAACUUGAAUAUACGUAUCCUGUGUGUCUGUUCAGCUCUGGGGUGCCACUGGUCAGGAGAGAUCGUCGUGGGUCAUACUACGUGGUGGGCAUCAACGCUGAGAGCACCUUGUGUGGGGCGGACUUCCCUGACCUCUUCACCCGCAUCAUCCAAGAUUCAUCCUUCCUCAACAUCGCCCUCCUCUGAGAAGCCACACCACUAGUAUAACAACAUGUACAGUCAGUAGCUUCCACUUACACCUGGUACAGUAACUGGCGCGUUUUGAAAGAUGUGGCACCUCUCUGAAAUAUCUACAGUAUCUAACAUCUUUAGUCUGGGCCAUUCCAGGAGUUUUAAUACGAUGUAAACAAACACAGACCUGCCACAUCUCACAACGCACAGCAGCCAGUGUACCAGAUAUAAAUGCAAACAACUGUACUUAUUCGUUUACAGAGGAUAAAAAAAAUCACCUGAAUUAUAAUCCUACAUAAGUACACAUUGUGGUAUAGUGUGACAACUAGUGUUUGUUUUUAAAUAUAUUCCUGACAGAUCAUGGAAAGGCCUUUGUCGGAAUGUCUGUUCGGGAAGAAUCCUUAAGUAUCUGUAGAAGUUAGAAGCAUAAGUUGAUUUAAUAACAUUCAUUGACUUUUUUCGUCUUUUUGAUCAAGGGUAAAUAUGGUGUUUGUGUGUUAUUUAUUUUGGGGUUAUGUUGUAGAUAUUUAGGACAGGAUAAAGCAUGAGAAAACUUAAUGGAAACUCUUAAGCACGUUUUAUUAUUGUUGUUAUUUUCACCUGAUAAUUAUUUAUGUCCUCGGCAUUUCUUCUUAUUCAACAAUUAUUGUAUAUAGGUCAUCUAGGGACGAUGGCUGAGUGGUACAAUGCUCGCCGUCUGACUCAAUGGUCGUUGGUUCGUUUACUCUUCACCUGACACUUGAGUAGGAGCCCCAAGUCUAAAUUUGUUGUUGUAUAAAUAAUGGUGGAAUUAGUUAGUUAUGGUAAAGGAAUUCAUAAGUUAAAUCGGUUAUUGUUGUACACCGAUGUUAUUUUGUUUUUGGUGUUUACUCAUGGAUGAUGGGAAACGGAUAGACAGUCAGUCACCACACGGCCGUCACACUGUCAACACGACCGUCUCUCAGCAGAACCAGUGACUACAAUUAUUCUUAUAUAACCGGUAUGUGUAUUACAGUCCAGUUGAAUUGGUCAUUACCGAGUAGAUAUUCAUAAAAUUGGUCAUAACUCUUAUAGAACCAACUUUUAUGCCAUACAAGUUAAUAAUUAUUGUUAGAAACUGGAAAAUUAUAUAAAAAAAAAAAUAUA
Molecule: messenger RNA, 2925 nt
Organism: Homarus americanus (American lobster)
Lineage: Eukaryota; Metazoa; Arthropoda; Malacostraca; Decapoda; Nephropidae
Exons: 13
Coding region: 70-1815 (581 amino acids)
Biological process (GO): proteolysis
Molecular function (GO): serine-type endopeptidase activity
Source: RefSeq, a predicted model, not a curated record